UUCCGCAAAUCUGCGGUAACAAUUUAGUCACGACUUAAAGAAGUGUCUUGCGUUUGUUAGUUUUACAGUUUUUACUGCGUGUUGCAUGUCAACUGUUGUCGCCACCAAAUUGCGAAGAAUUUGUGAAAUAAGUGAAGCUAAAAGUGAAUAUUAGUUCCCUGCUAACUGUUAACUAAGAGUUACAACGUGGUAAAGGUGAUGGUAUGUGUCAUAUUUGACUUCUUCAAGUCAAACUGCCGGGUGACUGGAGCCCCAGAGAAGAAAAGCAUCCUAAAGUAUCCAUCAGAGGUCUGUGCCACUUCGCAAAAUGUUCAUGGAGGAGCAGUCCUGUCAAGGUGUGGAGAUUUCGGGUCUCAGGGCUGUGAUUUCACCCCGCUCUGGCAUGUUAUUGGCCAAUUCAAGACCCAAGUCCUGGAUUCCUCUGGGAGAAGCUUGCUGCUGAGUGUCAGAACCCAGUCGGAGAAAAAAAGUCACUCUCUUUCAACACAUGAGUGGGUGAUCCGAGAGAAGUACCUGGCCGACAUCUCAGUGGCAGUCCAAAACGCAAAAUUGAUAGCCAUCAUCAGAGGAACUGCAGCCUGGAAAAGUGGAAAAAUGACUUUCCUCCCUUCAUCUCAAGUGCUCACACCAAAAGUACAACAGAUUUUACCACCCAGGCUGCCAUCUUUGUUCCUUUUACACUCCACUGGAAGCAGCAGGAAGACCAGACCAUUGGAAGUCGAGACUAGGAAAGACUAGGAAUAACACAGAAGGCGGAGAGACAAUAUUCUGGAUGAGCCCAGCACUGAUAAAUGGAUGCCAGCGUCCGCCCUGUAGCGCAGACUCUUGUUCAGAGUGGCAGAUCAUUUUGUGCCACGGAGAGAGUGUGUGAGAGGAAGCGAGAGAGCGGGAGAGAGAUGUUGGCUGCCUGUCUGUCCUUGCUUGUGGCAUCUGUGAUUGCAACAGCGAGCCAUUUGCAUCGAUCUACUUCAGAGAAAGUCUAGCAUCUGGAUAGUUACAUUGUCCAAAUACUGCUGGGGAGACAAGCCAUACAUAUAUAUAGACACAAACACACACAUCAUAAAGGCGUACCAUACAUACAGAACAAUGCUUUUGUAGUCCCUGUUCUUACAAAAACUUUCCCAAAACCAAUUAAUUUUUUUGAUAUUCUUAUGAACCCAGUAGUUUUUUUUGUUUUUACAGUAACAGGCUAUGGAAGACAAUAAUGGAUCUGCAAUUUAGGGCUUGCAGUCAGAGAUGAAGCUUAGUAUUUCAAUUACUUUGAUUUUAGAAGGCCAGAACAAUACGACUGUCUUAAUAUUAUUUAUUGCAGAGCAGUGCUCAUUAUACAUAUUCACAAGUGAAAAAUAACAGUCUUUUCACAACAAUGGAGCAGACACUAAAUUUGUACCCCCAUUGUCUUCUUAAUUAUGAUUUAACACAAUUAACAAGUAGAGAUUGCUUUAACACAUCGCCCGCUGUGUAGUCUUAAGAAAUCAUUUGGAUAUAAGACAAAUUAUUGAGCUCAAUCAUUUGUAGUUGUGAUUCAUAUUUUACAAACUGUUAUUCACACAUUUGAUACAGCAUGUGUGGAUACAUAUUUAGGAAUUUGCAUCUGGGCUCUAAUUGUAAUU
Molecule: messenger RNA, 1613 nt
Organism: Thunnus maccoyii (southern bluefin tuna)
Lineage: Eukaryota; Metazoa; Chordata; Actinopteri; Scombriformes; Scombridae
Exons: 7
Coding region: 199-738 (179 amino acids)
Source: RefSeq, a predicted model, not a curated record